AUGGGGAAUUCCCCGUGUCUCUCAGUCCCAGUGGCUGGGAGAGAGGGACAGACGGGGGAUUCCGAUGGCGAUGGGCGACAUUAUUUCACUGGAUUCUUGCCAUUUGUGUUGGAGUGGGCUUCUGUUCCGCCUGGCCCCAUCAGGCCCUCUCAUAUCCAGGUCUAGUUGUUACAGGAGCAGUAGAGGCUACGUCCCAAAUGGCACCCUACUCCCUAUAUACAGUGGGGGAAAAAGUAUUUAGUCAGCCACCAAUUGUGCAAGUUCUCCCACUUAAAAAGAUGAGAGAGGCCUGUAAUUUUCAUCAUAGGUACACGUCAACUAUGACAGACAAAAUGAGAAAAAAAAUCCAGAAAAUCACAUUGUAGGAUUUAUAAUGAAUUUAUUUGCAAAUUAUGGUGGAAAAUAAGUAUUUGGUCAAUAACAAAAGUUUCUCAAUACUUUGUUAUAUACCCUUUGUUGGCAAUGACACAGGUCAAACGUUUUCUGUAAGUCUUCACAAGGUUUUCACACACUGUUGCUGGUAUUUUGGCCCAUUCCUCCAUGCAGAUCUCCUCUAGAGCAGUGAUGUUUUGGGGCUGUCGCUGGGCAACACAGACUUUCAACUCCCUCCAAAGAUUUUCUAUGGGGUUGAGAUCUGGAGACUGGCUAGGCCACUCCAGGACCUUGAAAUGCUUCUUACGAAGCCACUCCUUCAUUGCCCGGGCGGUGUGUUUGGGAUCAUUGUCAUGCUGAAAGACCCAGCCACGUUUCAUCUUCAAUGCCCUUGCUGAUGGAAGGAGGUUUUCACUCAAAAUCUCACGAUACAUGGCCCCAUUCAUUCUUUCCUUUACACGGAUCAGUCGUCCUGGUCCCUUUGCAGAAAAACAGCCCCAAAGCAUGAUGUUUCCACCCCCAUGCUUCACAGUAGGUAUGGUGUUCUUUGGAUGCAACUCAGCAUUCUUUGUCCUCCAAACACGACGAGUUGAGUUUUUACCAAAAAGUUAUAUUUUGGUUUCAUCUGACCAAAUGACAUUCUCCCAAUCCUCUUCUGGAUCAUCCAAAUGCACUCUAGCAAACUUCAGACGGGCCUGGACAUGUACUGGCUUAAGCAGGGGGGACACGUCUAGCACUGCAGGAUUUGAGUCCCUGGCGGCGUAGUGUGUUACUGAUGGUAGGCUUUGUUACUUUGGUCCCAGCUCUCUGCAGGUCAUUCACUAGGUCCCCCCGUGUGGUUCUGGGAUUUUUGCUCACCGUUCUUGUGAUCAUUUUGACCCCACGGGGUGAGAUCUUGCGUGGAGCCCCAGAUCGAGGGAGAUUAUCAGUGGUCUUGUAUGUCUUCCAUUUCCUAAUAAUUGCUCCCACAGUUGAUUUCUUCAAACCAAGCUGCUUACCUAUUGCAGAUUCAGUCUUCCCAGCCUGGUGCAGGUCUACAAUUUUGUUUCUUGUGUCCUUUGACAGCUCUUUGGUCUUGGCCAUAGUGGAGUUUGGAGUGUGACUGUUUGAGGUUGUGGACAGGUGUCUUUUAUACUGAUAACAAGUUCAAACAGGUGCCAUUAAUACAGGUAACGAGUGGAGGUUGAGGAGCCUCUUAAAUAAUAAGUUACAGGUCUGUGAGAGCCAGAAAUCUUGCUUGUUUGUAGGUGACCAAAUACUUAUUUUCCACUAUAAUUUGCAAAUAAAUUCAUAAAAAAUCCUACAAUGUGAUUUUCUGGAGAAAAUCAAUUUGUCUGUCAUAGUUGACGUGUACCUAUGAUGAAAAUUACAGGCCUCUCUCAUCUUUUUAAGUGGGAGAACUUGCACAAUUGGUGGCUGACUAAAUACUUUUUUUCCCCACUGUAGUGCACUGCCCUACAGGCCCUGGACAGAAUUAGUGCACUAUAAAGGGAGUAGGGUCCCAUUUAUGACGAAGCGUGAGCCGGUGGGUAUUAUUAGAGCAGUAAGUCAGACCCCAGCUAGCUUCAUUGUCACUUUCUGUUUUCUUUCUCCUGAUGAGUCACUCCCUCCAUCCUCCAUUGUCGCUACUCUCCACUCAAAUCUCCUCUUUCUUUCUCUCUUCCUCCUUUGUCUUCAUUAUUCUCCCCAUUAUUCUGUUGUUGAAUCUCUGUCUUCUUUUGGUGGAUUAAGAUUUUUCAAUUAAAUCUAAUUCUAGUCUGAAAGGGCAUAAAGCCUCAUUGAUUUGCUGUCUCCUUAAGGAUUCCUGAGAGCUUCUCUGGACCGUGUCGCUGAAAUACAUUUGGUCUGUAAAGUCUGUCUCCAACAAGUUAUUGGACAUCGUAAUAAAUCCGUCAACUAAGUCAGUAUGUGGUUACCGACAACCAACCUUGCUAUAUCCCACAGUCAAUCCUAAUCCUAACUCCAUGUGAACAAAAACAUAUUUUGAGUUGUGCAUUGAUGUCAAUGGGAGCUCUAGUUCUCAAAUUCUAGUUCUAGCUCUCAAAUUAAGAUUCAGCCCUUUAAUGUCCUGUCAAAUGAUGGGCAACCUUGCGUCCUACAGAAAAAUAAACUGUACUCUAUGUGUUUUGUUCUGCAGGUCAUUGUGGGAAGACGUUUGCCAUCUUGGAGAGGUAUGUCAGCGAUGCGGUGCCAAAGACGAGCUGGCUGCUGGUGGUGGAUGAUGACACACUCAUCAGGUAAAGCUGUCAGUACACAGACACAGACACGUACACACACACACGUACACACACACACACAGACACUAAGGCUGAUGGUGUGUUUGAGUGAUAGUUCCUCCAAAAUGUGUGUAUUCACUUAUGCCAAAACCCCUGAUGCAGUGAAAAAGCUGUCAAAUAAAAAAGUUGAAAGAGCUCUUCAAGACUGCCUCUUGAGGGCAAAGUCAGCAAACUGAUAAUUUUGUAUUUAGUGCGGAAUUUACCGGAUGUAGAGAGCAGUGGCGUCAGAAUUUAAUUGGGGGGUUUUGAUUAGGAAUAUCCUAGCUGUUGUACCCGUGUGUGUGUAUUGUGUGUGUGUGUGCAUUGUUUGUGUGCAUGCGUGAAUGGUUCAUGCAUGCACACGUGUGUGUUUGUUUGCACAUGUACCUGAUGAGUGUGUGCCCUCCCCAGCCUGCCCAGACUGCAGAUGCUGCUGAGCUGUUAUGACCCCUCUGAACCGGUGUGUCUAGGGGAGAGGUACGGCUACGGGCUGAGCCAGGGAGGCUACAGCUACAUCACCGGAGGAGGGGGGUGAGUCCCUUACAACAUCCCAAAAGGCAACCUAUUCCCUACACUACUUUUGGCCCUGGUCAUAGGGUGCCUUUUGGAACUCAGCUAACAUCUCUGACACAGACAUUUUGGAUGCAGCAAUUGAUGUUAAUUAAGACAGAGGCUGUACUUUAGAGCAGUGGUCUUCAAGGACCCCCAACUCGAGGUCUUCAUGGCUCCAACAGACCCGACCAAGGACCCGAGCGGAUCCAGGUCCUAAAUUCUCACUUUUGUCUCGGAUCUGGGUCAGGUCUGAUGUAACUGCCACGUGUCUCGGUAUGUGCAAUUAAAACAGAUUUACCGACUGGACCUGAUUGGACCUGCCCUCUGAUAAUUUAAUGUGUGAGGUGAUGAGAACUGCGCAAGCUUGUUGUCUGUGUCAGCCAACUGCAACUCAAUAAAACGUAUAGCUCAUGUCCAGCUGAAACUGGUUCCUGCCGCUCACCUCACGUGCGCCUGCUGCUGAGGAGAGAGAGUAAGAGGAGCCUUGGCCUAUAGGCUACUCUUGAUUGCACAGAUGGAGGCCUUUUUCACUGAAGUAAAACGGAAGAUAGAGGAGAAAGAUUAUUGUGAAAAGAAGUCGACAAGGGGAAUGGACAAAGGUGAGAAGAACAUUGGCAUUGGACUGUGCAACUCGCUAUUCAGGUUCGAUGCAAUUUUCUAACAUUUAUUUAUUUAUUUUUGUAUUUAUAAUAAUUUAUCAUUAUUGUAUAUCAUUAUUCUUAUUAUUGUAGGCCUAUUUAAGAAUCUAAACCAGUUCUUUAAAUAUGCAGUGUUUUAAUUCAUUUUGUUGAGGCAUUUUCGUUGGAUAAAUUAAGUUUGAACUGUCUUUUUGAUUUUGUGCUCUGUAUUUAUACUGAACAAAAAAUAUAAACGCAACAUGCAACAAUUUCAAAGACUUUACUGAGUUAAAGUUCAUAUAGGUGGCACGUUCGUUUAAGGACGGGUCAGACCAAGGCGCAGCGUGAAAGGCAUACAUGUUUAUUUCACCAAUAAACACACGAACAAAACAACAAACGAAACGUGAAGUCCUAAGGCUAAACACAAUACAAGCCUCUAACAAGGAACAAGAUCCCACAACAACUGAAUGCAAACAGGCUGCCUAAGUAUGAUCCCCAAUCAGAGACAACGAGCGACAGCUGUCUCUGAUUGGGAAUCACACCCGGCCAAACAUAGAAAUACAACACCUAGACUGAGAACAUAGAAAAUACAACAUAGAACACCACACCCUGACUCAACAUACAAGAGUCCCUUGAGUCAGGGCGUGACAGUACCCCCCCCAAAGGUGCGGACUCCGACCGUACAAACCUGACAUAACAGGGUAGGGCCCGGGUGGGCAUUCCGCCUCGGAGGCGGAUCCGGCUCCGGGCGUGAUGACCACAUUCUCUCAGCCUCCCCGUUGCGCCCCUGGUCUGGUCUGGACCUCGGCGCGCUGCUUCCCCUCUCCUUCCUCCCACGACGUACCAAGCCCUGUCUGGACCCUGGUGUGGGAGACCCCGAACCUGGAGAGGGGCUGACGUCUGGGUCUGGACUGGAGCCGCUGACCGGAGCUGAACUGGGCACCGGUGGAGCGGACUGCUCUGGCUCCGGACUGGAGCCGCUGACCGGAGCUGGACUAGACACCGGUGGAGCGGACUGCUCUCGCUCCGGAAUGGAGCUGCUGACCGGAGCUGGACUAGGCACCGGUGGAGCGGACUACUCUGGCUCCGGAGUGGAGCAGCUGACCGGCACCGGUGGAACAGGCACGGGCCGUGCCGGACUGGACACACGCACCACUGGCUUGGUGCGGGGAGCAGGCACGGGCCGGGCCGGACUGGGAACACGCACCACUGGCUUGGUGCGGGGAGCAGGAACGGGCCGGGUCGGACUGGGAACACGCACCACUGGCUUGGUGCGGGGAGCAGGGACGGGCCGGGCCGGACUGGGAACACGCACCACUGGCUUGGUGCGGGGAGCAGGAACGGGCCGGGCCGGACUGGGAACACGCACCACUGGCUUGGUGCGGGGAGCAGGAACGGGCCGGGCUGGGAACACGCACCACUGGCUUGGUGCGGGGAUCAGGAACGGGCCGGGCUAGCGAUACGCACCACUGGCAUCCCAGCCUGAAUCUCCUCCCAUGUCCAGGAUCCCUUUCCGUCCAGGAUCUCCUCCCAUGUCCAGGAUGUCUGCUCCUGGGCACGCUGCUUGGUCCAUUUUUGGUGGGAUCUUCUGUCACGUUCGUUUAAGGACGGGUCAGACCAAGGCGCAGCGUGAAAGGCAUACAUGUUUAUUUCACCAAUAAACUUACGAACAAAACAACGACACGUGAAGUCCUAAGGCUAAACACAAUACAAGCCUCUAACACGGAACAAGAUCCCACAACAACUGAAUGCAAACAGGCUGUCUAAGUAUGAUCCCCAAUCAGAGAUAACGAGCGACAGCUGUCUCUGAUUGGGAAUCACACCCGGCCAAACAUAGAAAUACAACACCUAGACUGAGAACAUAGAAAAUACAACAUAGAACUCCACACCCUGACUCAACAUACAAGAGUCCCAUGAGUCAGGGCGUGACAAUAAGGAAAUCAAUCAAUUGAAAUAAAUUAAUUAGGCAGUAAUCUAUGGAUUUCACAUGACUGACUUGGGAGCCAGGCCCACCCACUUGGGAGCCAGGUCCAGCCAAUGAGAAUGAGUUUUUCCCCACAAAAGGGCUUUAUUACAGAUAGAAAUACUCCUCAGUUUCAUCAGCUGUCCGGGUGGCUAGUUUCAGAUGAAGAAGCCGGAUGUGGAGGUCCUGGGCUGGCGUGGAUACACGUGGUCUGCGGUUGUGAGGCUUGUUGGACGUACUGCCAAAUUCUCAAAAAUGACAUUAGAGGCGGCGUAUGGUAGAGAAAAUAACAUUAAAUUAUUUGGCAACAGCUCUGGUGGACAUUCCUGCAGUCAGCAUGCCAAUUGUACGCGCCCUCAAAACUUGAGACAUCUGUGGCAUUGUGUUGUGUGACAAAACUGCACAUUUUAGAGUGGCUUUUUAUUGUCCCCAGUACAAGGUGCACCUGUGUAAUGAUCAUGCUGUUUAAUCAGCUUCUUGAUAUGCCACACCUGUCAGGUGGGUGGAUUAUCUUGGCAAAGGAGAAAUGCUCACUAACAGGGAUGUAAACAAAUUUGUGCACAAAAUUUGAGAUAAAUAAGCUUUUUGUGCUUAUGGAACAUUUCUGGGAUCUUUUAUUUCAGCUCAUGAAACAUUGGACCAACACUUUACAUGUUGCGCUUAUAUUUUUGUUCAGUAUAGUUUAAGAUAAGUUACAAGUCUGUUGUAAAAUAAACAUAAUUAGCCUACAGAGCUUGCCAGCUUGUCCUAAAACCCGGAAAUGAGUUCUGGUUCGUUCAGCCUUUCAUAAGGGGAAAAUUAAUGGGAAAAUAGUAGGGUUUUGGGAUAAAUGCCGAAAAUAAGGUCUGAGGUUAACACAGGCUUAGGAAAUCUUAUACAGUGCAUUGGCCAAUACAUGGCAUAUGCAAUCCAGGCUUUAUAUAGUGCCUUCGGAAAGUAUUCAGACCCCUUGACUUUUUCCACAUUUUGUUACGUUACAGCCUUAUUCUAAAAUGGAUUACAUUAAAACAAAAUCCUCCUCAAUAUACACACAAAACCCCAUAAUGACAAAGCAAAACCGUUUUUUUUGCAAAUGUAUAAAAAAAACUAAAAAACAUAUACCUUAUUUACAUAAGUAUUCGGACCCUUUGCUAUGAGAUUCGAAAUUGAGCUCAGGUUCAUCCUGUUUCCAUUGAUCAUCCUUAAGAUGUUUCGACAACUUGAUUGGAGUCCACCUGUGGUAAAUUCAAUUGUGUCGAGGCACAGAUCUGGGGAAGGGUACCAAAACAUUUCUGCACGAUUGAAGGUCCCCAAGAACACAGUGGCCUCCAUCAUUCUUAAAUGGAAGAAAUUCGGAACCACCAAGACUCUUUCUAGAGCUGGCCGCCCGGCCAAACUGAGCAAUCGGGGGAGAAGGGCCUUGGUCAGGGAGUUGACCAAGAACCCGAUGGUCACUCUGGCAGAGCUCCAGAGUUCCUCUGUGGAGAUGGGAGAACCUUCCAGAAGGACAACCAUCUCAGCAGCACUCCACCAAUCAGGCCUUUAUGGUAGAGUGGCCAGAUUGAAGCCAAUCCUCAGUAAAAGGCACAUGACAGCCCGCUUGGAGUUUGCCAAAAGGCACCUAAAUAACUCUCAGACCAUGAGAAACAAGAUUCUCUGGUCUGAUGAAACCAAGAUUGAACUCUUUGGCCUGAAUGCCAAGCGUCACAUCUGGAAGAAACCUGGCACCAUCCCUAUGGUGAAGCAUGGUGGUGGCAGCAUCAUGCUGUGGGGAUGUUUUUCAGCGGCAGGGGCUGGGAGACUAGUCAGGAUCGCGGGAAAGAUGAACGGAGCAAAGUACAGAGAGAUCCUUGAUGAAAACCUGCUCCAGAGUGCUCAGGACCUCAGACUUGGGGCGAAGGUUCACCUUCCAACAGGACAACGACCCUAAGCACACAGCCAAGACAACGCAGGAGUGGCUUCGGGACAAGUCUCUGAAUGUCCUUGAGUGGCCCAGCCAGAGCCCGGACUUGAACCUGAUCGAACAUCUCUGGAGAGAUGUGAAAAUAGCUGUGCAGUGACACUCCCCAUCCAUCCUGACAUAGCUUGAGAGGAUCUGCAGAGAGAAAUGGGAGAAACUCCCCGAAUACAGGUGUGCCAAGCUUGUAGCGUCAUACCCAAGAAGACUUGAGGCUGUUAUUUAUUUUCGCAAAGUUAUAAUCAUCGUAAUUGACAUGGGCUACAUUUCCAGUCUAAUCAUUUUAUUUCAGUUGUAAUAUUUCACAUUCUUGAUGUCAGAUCAGCUGGUCUAGUAGUUUUAUUGAACCGUUUUUUCGUUGCAACCAGAGUUAUUUUAGCUCGGAGCUCCGUGUAAUUUCCCAUUUAGUAGCGUGUUAAGAGAUCCAGCCGUAACCUGCAGGUAACACUUAGGUUCCGUAUCUUCGUUGCAAGCAGGCCAUUCAUUCUUAUUUGUGGGAUGUGUGUGUACACAACAUAUGAAAUUAACCAGACUACUAUGCGAAGGGUCAAACUUUAAUGUGUGUUGGUGUGUGUGCUUGUGUUGUGUCCUGUCAGGAUGGUGUUCAGUAGGGCCGCGGUGGUGAGGCUCCUGGCCAGUGACUGCAAGUGUUACAGUAAUGAUGCCCCUGAUGACAUGGUGCUGGGAAUGUGUCUCAACGCUCUGGGGCUCCCUGUCACACAUAGCUCCCUCUUCCACCAGGUAAUACGCUGGCCUUACCCAUUACCCUUAUGCCAGGAACCCACAGUUUGGAAUUUUAUUGGCACAAUUCAUGUGUCACAUACUAUUUUCAUGAUCGUUAUUUUCGUACACGAAAAAUGGGAGCUCCGGAGUCGCUCAGUGUGGCAGGGUCAACAAUAGCCGAAUUACUGCACUUGUGAUCUCCCGACAACACUAAAUCGUCUAGCAUGUCAGAAUUUCCUGUCGUAGCUCUGCACUUUUCGUGCUGUGUGAAGAUUCCACGGCAAUAGGAACGCUGCAUGCUGGCAUGCACUGUAGAAAAGAUGAAGCAAUUGGUUCAUCUUUCUACACAGCGUGUUAUCUAACAUUUUCUACAUGCAAAAUGACAAUUUCUAAGUAUUAUGGAGUGAAAAUAUCCAAAUCCGAUUUUAUUAACCACAUUGUAGGCAUACUAGAACACAGAUUAUGGCAGAUUUGACAAAUAAGCACUUUCUGAUAUCUGCUAUUUUGAAUGACAAAUUCAAAUCAAAGCAAAUUGAACUUCAUUUAUAGAAGUGGUAAAGUGAGAACACCCUUCAGAUAGCAAAUCUUCAAGAUGUAUUAGCUGUUAUGUCGUACAGUGGAGCACAUCCACUGCACGACAUAACAAAGUUUGGAAGAUCAAAAAACGCACUGUGGGAGAGAGCCAUUACCUUAUGCCUUUUUAUCCAUUACCCUUACCUCAUACCAAUUACCCUAACCCAUUACCCUUUUCGAAUAAGUUACCUAAGACCUAAUACUCUUUACCCAUUAUUCUUACCUAAUAAUACCAACAUUUACACAGUACGUCAAUUUCACAGUUCAACAAUAGUUGUUGUAGCAAGGCUCAGGUAACAAAGAUACUAGUCUUUGAUAUCCCUCCUUAGUUUCCUCCAUACAUUCUCCUCAGCCCCUAGGGGACUGGUUCUCUGAUUGUACCAGUGUAUUUAACAGCCCUGUUUAAAAGUAGCUAUCUGGAGUGCAGUCUCCGGUGGCUGACGGUAAUGGAAGGAAUAGUUCACCCAAAUUACAAAAUGGCAUAUUGGUUUCCUUGCCCUGUAAGCAGUCUAUGGACAAGCUAAGAGAGCAAUCCAUGCUUUGGUUUUGUUUACUAGCCACUAUCUCCAAAUGCUAACUUUUUAGCAUUGGUGACACAAAACCAAUGCAAGUCAAUAUCCUCGAUAUUAGCAUUUAAAUAAUUGUUCUGUCCCUCCAGGCUCGACCUGAAGACUACUCCAGAGACUUCCUAGCCCACCAGGUGCCCAUCUCCUUCCACAAACACUGGAACAUCGACCCCGUCGCCGUCUUCAACAGGUGGCUAAAGGACGAAUCGAAGUCAACAACCCCACACGGACUAAACAAGAGCACCAAGGAAGAGUUAUAG
Molecule: messenger RNA, 9817 nt
Organism: Coregonus sp. 'balchen'
Lineage: Eukaryota; Metazoa; Chordata; Actinopteri; Salmoniformes; Salmonidae
Source: the annotation of a GenBank genome assembly